AAUUCGGUGACGAUAUAAGGAAAUGUAUUUUAUUAAUUUAUAUAAAGUAAAGAAAUUAAAAAAGGCGGAUAAUGAAUACAUAACGUAGUGAAACGAAAAUUAAUCCAAAAACGUGAAGCCCCGAAUUAUUAAUUGAAGGGAUUUAUAUUUUUAUCUUUAGUAUUUAAAGUAACUAUUUAAUGAAAAUGGUGAAAAUUUGUGCAGUUAAAUCUUGUUCAAAUGGUUAUAAAACAAAAAAAGAAAAAGGAGAGGCAUUGGGCUCUGUGUCUUUUUUUCAAGCAUCGACCCUAACAAGAUUACAAGAUUGGACUAAAUCUCUAGGUAUGAAUUUGAAGUUCUCUGAUUAUAUUUGUCAGUACCAUUUUCAAGAGAAAGAUAUCAAAAUGUAUGACAAAAUUGUUAUUGGGAAUACUAUCCAUUUACAUUACCGUCUUAAAAAAACUCUUCAACCAAAUGCAUUGCCAACUAUUGAACACCAGUUUAAAUUAAUACCUGAAUUUCAACAGGAAGAAAUAACAAUAAAAGAAGAAAACAUAAAAGAAGAACCAAUACAAGAACAACAACCUGAACAAGUACAACAAUUGGAAUACAAUGACCAACAACAACAAAAUCAAUUUGAACAAUUUCAAGAACAGAAAUAUAACAUACCAGACAAUCACUACGAGCAACAAACAUUUGAAGUCAAACAGACAAUAGAAUGCAUGAGGCAAAACAUUCCAGUACUACCACCGAAUUGGUUAUAUACAAUAAAACCUAAUGAAAUUGAGUUUAUGAGGUUUGAUCCUGCAAGUAAACAAAUUAAAAACCACAUUGUUCUAAAUGAAGAUUUAUCUGUUUCAGUAAUUUUCCUCACUAAUGAACGAUUAAAUUUAGAUAAUAAGCUAACUUCAUCGGAGGAAAUUUUAAAUUUUUUAAAAUAUGUUGAGAGGUGGCCAUUAUGUGUUGGCACUCAAAUGGACAAAAGCAGAUAUUCAAAUGGAUGUAAAGGCGUUAUAAUUGGUGAUGAGACUUACAAAAGAAAUCAAAUGAAUCCUCGGUGCAAAUCAUGCAGAGUUCUUCGUUAUCGGUUACAGAAAUGCAAGAGUAGUACUUUAGAUAAAACAAGUGAAUUGAAACGACGAAAUGAAAAUAUGACCAAGCAGUGUAAACGUUUAAAGAAAUUGAUCUCUGUAAGUGGUAUUCUUCGCCGAAAUUGUUUUUAACUUUGGUUAGAAAUGGAACAAAUGUUCUUGAGACAGUAUGUUGCAAUAGACAAAAUAUGACGGGAGAUUUUGUUGAAGCAAAAUUUAAAAAGGGAAACUGCGAUAAGAAGUUGUAAUGGUAUAUUAGCAUUGGAAGUGGAGUCCAUAUUCUGGCAAAGCACGAAAGUGUAGAAAUGAUUGCACAGGACGAAAGUCACUUAUGCCCUAUAAUUAUCAAAAGAAGUAAAAUAAAUACAUUAAGUUUUAUAUAACUUAUUUAUAUGUUUUCAAUAAACAUAAUUUCGGUAAAAAAAAGAAAAAGGAUAAUCCAAAAGUGUUAAAUUUUAUAUAUACAAUGGAGGAGUAUAGAAGAAUAGGUUAUGCCGUAAAAAUCAUCAAACAUACUAUGAAGCAAGGUAACCAGAUUACAACGUUCUGUAGCAACACCAACUCCGAAAAUUUAUUUGCUAAAUGUGGAUAUAUAAUAAGAAGUUUAGAAUUUAAGAUAAAACCUGUACCUACAAAUGCUGAACCUGUUGGUUGGGUGAAAUCAGCCGUCUGAGAUAUUAUUUUAAGAGGAACAUAGAAUGUUAAACACAAAGACCAGGUAGGGUUUAGUUUCUGUUCUAAAGAUUUCGCGAGAGGCGAAGGCUGGAUAGCCUUUAAACCAGCUUCAGAAGUGACCGUGGAUGAUAUUUGGGAAAAAAUUUCUUCUAUAUACCAAUCAAAUUCCACAGGCCUCAAUACUGAAACAUUUUGUUUGGGGGUUACGUCGGUUAGGACGCCACAAGGAAAGGGGAGAGUUUGUAACUACAACAUUUUUGACGAAGAGUGUGCGAAAAGGCGUGGAAUUCUUGUAAUAAAAAAUAAAGACAACUUGUGUUUAGCUCGUGCUCUUGUGGUCGCCAAAGCCUAUGCGAACAAAGACCCCGAUUUUGUAAAAGUUCGAAAAGAUGUGGGUUAAUUACAAACCAAGAGAGCUCAAGAAUUAAUAAAAGCCGUUACCGUAACUAUUCCAGAAGAAGGAGCCGGAAUACCAGAACUUUAACAAUUUCAACAACACCUAAAAAACUACAAAAUUGUGGUUUAUCAAUAUGGUUCCAAAGGACGUGACGUAAUUUUUAAAGGUGCCGAUGAUGGUUCUUCGUUGAAUUUACUUUACCAUGAGGGGCAUUACUAUGUCAUUACUUCUUUGACUGCGGUAUUCUGCUGCGGGUAUUUUUGUGAAUUAUGUCACAUACCUUACAAUAACAAAGGUGAACAUCGUUGUAAAGGAACAUGUUUUGCGUGCAGAAAAUCACCACCCUGCGCAAAAGAUGUAGUAAAACAGCAUUGUUUUGAGUGCGGAAGAGAUUUUUUUGGAGAGAAAUGUUUUCAAACUCAUUUAGAUUCACUUUGUAGUAAGAUUAGAAGGUGUGAGAAUUGUUAUAAAAUUUAUACCGAGAAAUAUGUUUGUGGUGAGAUUUACUGCAAAAUUUGUAAAUCAAAACAAUCAGAAGAUCAUUUUUGCUAUAUGGAAUGUGAUACCUCAACUCCCCACACUAAAGAUUUUCUAUUUUUUUUUUCGAUUUGGAGACGACACAGGAAAAGAUACAAACCGACGGAUCCCUUCAACAAGAACCAAAUUUAUGUGUGUUUCGUCAAUGUUGUGAUGAAUGCAUUGAAACCAUCAGUGAAAUUUGUUCAAUAUGUGGUGUUAGAUUGCAAAUUGUUAAAUGCAACGAUUCAAUUUCAUCUUUCUUACACCACCUUCUUACAAUUAGAAAGAAAUUUAAAAAGGUAGUCAUUAUUGCACACAUAGUGGAGGGUUUGAUCAUCAGUUUAUUCUGAAUUAUAUUUUGACUAAGACAGAUCUUAAACCUGAUCUUGUUAUGAGGGGUACAAAACUAGUGUUUAUGCAGGUGGGAAACAUGAAAUUUCUGGAUUCCCUCAACUACUUUCCAAUGCCACUUUACACUUUACCGAAGUCUUUUGGACUUAAGGAGCUGAAGAAGGGAUAUUUUCCCCAUCUUUUCAAUCGGUCCGAGAAUCAGAACUACAUUGGACCAAUUCCUCCCUUGGCAUUUUAUGAUCCUGAUAAUUUAAAAGAAGAAGAAAGAACUGAAUUAAUAAGUUGGCAUGAGAAAAAAACAACUGAAAACUACAUUUUUUAUUUUCACAAAGAAAUUAUUGAAUACUGCAUUUCAGACGUUGAUAUUUUAACAAAGGCUUAAAUUCAGAAAAUUAAUGUUAGGUACAUCAAAUAAAUCAAAUAAAGACCGGGAGGGUUUAUUUUCUGGUAUGAUGAACAAGUUUAUAAAAAUCAAACAGCAAGCAUCCGGGCGGCCUAAAGGAUGUGUGACACAUGAGAAGAAAAUCCAAUAUAUCGACGAGUUUCUUCAAAGAGAAGUUCUUUUGGAAUUUGGUGAGAUUACAGAGAACCCAGGGCUUCGAUCUUUAGCUAAAUUGAUGUUAAACAGCUUUUGUGGUAAAUUUGCCCAAAGAGAAAAUAAACAAUGACAUUUUCAAACUUCAUGCACUUGCUGGUAUAUCCAUAAUAGAAGGGGAUGUUAUCAAGUUUAAAUUAUUAGGGUCUUCCACGUUUAGUUACAUUGAAAUACUGCUGGAAUUUCAGAUACAAAAAAAUGUAUAAAUGAGGCUAAAUCAUCGAUCGAAGAAAAAAUAUAAUAAUGCGGAUAUGGUUAAAGGACGGGAAAACACCUAUUUGUGAAUUGGACCCACCCUUAAGACACUCCAAACCAAAAUAUAUUUAUAAUAAACACCAUUAAAAGUAUUAUUUUUAUAUAUGAUGCUUUUAUAAUGAAAUAAAAAAUGUUUUCAAUA
Diorhabda sublineata is the source of this 4004-nucleotide messenger RNA. RefSeq lists its product as uncharacterized. Bases 180 to 1202 code for a protein of 340 amino acids. The record is from RefSeq and is a predicted model, not a curated record. The transcript has 5 exons. Lineage: Eukaryota; Metazoa; Arthropoda; Insecta; Coleoptera; Chrysomelidae.